This is a messenger RNA of Doryrhamphus excisus (bluestripe pipefish), 940 nucleotides long. RefSeq names its product peroxiredoxin 2 (gene prdx2). Lineage: Eukaryota; Metazoa; Chordata; Actinopteri; Syngnathiformes; Syngnathidae. Gene Ontology annotation, molecular function: thioredoxin peroxidase activity. Gene Ontology annotation, cellular component: cytosol. Gene Ontology annotation, biological process: cellular response to stress; cell redox homeostasis; response to oxidative stress. The record is from RefSeq and is a predicted model, not a curated record.
CCGCAGUGAGACGACUGAACAACCCUUGCACACCGCCGUGCAGCUUUAUGUGGUUGUGACAACUUCUCCCCGGCCUUUCAGAAAGUUACUUACCAUCACCAUCAUCAUCAUGUCUGCUGGGAAUGCUCAGAUUGGCAAGCCAGCCCCAAACUUUAAAGCCACAGCUGUAGUAGAUGGACAGUUUAAGGACAUCCAGCUGUCUGACUACAAAGGGAAGUAUGUCAUCUUCUUCUUCUACCCUCUGGACUUCACAUUCGUGUGCCCCACUGAGAUUGUGGCGUUCAGCGACAGAGCGGAAGAGUUCCGAAAAAUCGGCUGUGAGGUGAUCGGCUGCUCCGUGGACUCUCACUUCAGUCACUUGGCUUGGAUCAACACGCCUCGCAAACAGGGAGGUCUGGGUAACAUGAAAAUCCCCCUGGUGGCAGACCUGACAAAGAGCAUCUCAAGAGACUACGGUGUGCUGAAGGAGGAUGACGGCAUUUCAUACAGGGGUCUGUUUGUGAUUGACGACAAAGGCAUUUUGAGGCAGAUCACCAUUAACGACUUGCCCGUGGGUCGUUCCGUGGAUGAAACCCUGCGUCUGGUCCAGGCCUUCCAGCACACAGACAAAUAUGGUGAAGUGUGCCCCGCAGGCUGGAAACCAGGUGGCGACACCAUCAUUCCUGACGUACAGAAGAGUAAAGACUUCUUCUCCAAACAGUAACAAUGUGAAGGUCUACUAAACUAAGCACUUGUUCCACACAUGGAGGGGUGUGUGUCUGUGGAGUAGUUAGAAAUGGCUUCCCAAUAUGUCCAAUGUCUAUUUCCAGUUCAAUAUUAUGUCUUCUUUGUACAUCCAUCAUUGUAUAACUGGUGGGACAUGUCUCAAGCACUGAAAAGUAUAUUUAGUCUUCUUUUUUCCAGAAAAGUGUUGCCAUUAAUUAAAUCAGCAGGAAGAUAA